Molecule: messenger RNA, 3624 nt
Organism: Drechmeria coniospora
Lineage: Eukaryota; Fungi; Ascomycota; Sordariomycetes; Hypocreales; Ophiocordycipitaceae
Product: DEAH-box RNA helicase
Exons: 1
Coding region: 1-3624 (1207 amino acids)
Biological process (GO): maturation of SSU-rRNA from tricistronic rRNA transcript (SSU-rRNA, 5.8S rRNA, LSU-rRNA)
Cellular component (GO): intracellular anatomical structure; nucleolus
Molecular function (GO): RNA binding; ATP binding; ATP hydrolysis activity
Source: RefSeq, a predicted model, not a curated record
AUGGCCAAGCAUGUGUCCCGCCAGCGCAAGCACAAAGUGCUUGCUCGCGAAAGGGCCAAGGAAAAUGCCCGGCAUGAAGUCGAGGACACGAACCAGGAAAUCCUGCCCAGCGACAGGAAGGCGCUCGAGGAGAAGAAGGCUCGCAUGAAGGAGGAGCUGCGCCAGGAUGGAGUUAAAAUAAGCGGCAAAAAGGCAAAGCGCCUUGAGAAAUACAUCGACAAUAAACUCAAGAAAGACGAAAACCGGGUACUGCUGGCCAAGUUGGCGGCGAGCCGAGUCGACACCACCCUCUUCUCGAGCAGCAGGUCGCUUGGCCAGGGCAAAGAGACGAAAAAGCAGAUCCUCGCGCGAGCGUUGAGGGAGACCAAGGCAGGAAUCGAGGACGAGAAUGCGCAAAAGAUCCUGCUCGAGAGGAGAAGAGAACCGACCGAGGAGGACGAAGUGGAGGAAGUGGACGAUGGCGACAGCGACGAGGAUGGAAAGGCUCCCCAAUCCAGCAAAACGAAAGAAAUGGAGAUCGUCCCUGUUCCAACCUUGGCGCUGCCGGCCGCGAAGGACCCCGCCACACUUGGAUCAGGUCUCAAACGGCCGCUCGAGACGGAUGAUGAUGGUCGCCCCGUCAUCAAAAAGCGGCAGAAGAGAGGAGGCGUGAAGACAAAGAUUCAGCCUGUGCCUGUUGUCGCGUCCACCUCGGACGGGUCCGAGGCUGACGAGUGGGCCGGCAUUGACAGCGAUGAUGCCAGAGUAGACAUCUCGAGCGAGAGUGACGGCGAGUCUAGCGGCAGUGGAAAUGGUUCCGACGACGACCAAGCCUCUGGUUCUGGCUCUGAUGAUGAAUCCAGUGAGGAUGACGACGGCGAAUCGACAGACGGCGAAGUCGUCGACGGGGAAGCAAGAGCGCAGAGGUCAUCGGCGUUCAAAGCUUGGGCCACCCAGCAACGAAAUGAAGCUCUUGGAUUCCAACCGACCGAUGCCGCGACGGCUGCUCUGGAAAUACCCAAGCCGGAAAACUUCAUACCCAGGGCACCCGAGCAGGAUCCAUUACCGCUCGAACUCAAGCCAACCACAAGAACGGACCGAAAGGUGUUCAGUGUGACGGUGACGAGAACACCAGAGAUCCAAGAGGCCCGUCUGAAGCUCCCUGUCGUGUCCGAAGAACAACGGCUCAUGGAGGCAAUCCACAACCACGACGUCGUCGUCAUUUGCGGUUCUACCGGUUCUGGAAAGACCACCCAGAUCCCCCAGUUUCUCUACGAAUCCGGAUUUGGCUCUCCCGACUCUCCAACGCCCGGCAUGAUUGGCAUCACGCAACCGCGUCGAGUCGCGGCCGUCAGCAUGUCGAAGCGAGUGGCUGAGGAGCUCGGCGACCACGCGGGAGCCGUCGCCUACCAGAUUCGGUUCGAGGGUACCGUGGACGCCAAGACGGCCGUCAAGUUCAUGACGGACGGUGUUUUGCUUCGAGAGAUUGCCCAGGACUUUGCGCUGCGCAAAUACUCAGCCAUAAUAAUCGACGAGGCCCACGAGAGGAGCGUCAAUACCGACAUUCUCAUCGGCAUGCUCAGUCGUGUCAUCAAGCUGCGGGCCGAGCUGGCUCUCGAGGACCCUGCGCUCAAACCGCUGAAGCUGAUCAUCAUGUCGGCUACGCUGAGGAUAGAAGACCUCACCAUGAAUUCGACGCUAUUUCCCACCCCGCCGCCCGUCCUCGAGGUCGAGGGACGGCAGCAUCCCGUCACGAUGCACUUUGCCCGAAAGACUCCACAUGACUACGUCGAGGAGGCGUUCAAAAAGAUAAGCCGGGGACACAAGAAGCUUCCUCCUGGCGGAUUCUUGGUUUUCUUGACCGGCCGUAACGAGAUCAUCCAGCUGAGCAAGCAGUUAAAGGCUGCCUUUGGCGGGCCCAACUCUGCCGACGGACCCAAGGUGCAAAUAUCGGCAAGUGAAGCGCCCGUGGAGGUGGAGGACAUCGAGUUUGGAGAUGUCGAUGACUUCGCCGCUGAAGACAUGGACGACGAUCUGGGCUCGGACGAGGAGGAGGAGGAAGAGUUCCAGAUCGAAGAAGAACAGCAGGAAGCGCCGCUCAAGAUGCAGAUAUUACCGCUCUACUCGUUGCUUCCCACAAGGGAGCAGAUGAGAGUGUUUGAGGAACCCCCGGAAGGAACGCGGCAGAUUGUGUUGGCCACCAACGUUGCCGAGACGAGUUUGACCAUUCCAGGAACUCGCUUCGUCUUUGACUGCGGGAGGGCGAAGGAGAGGCAUCACGAUCGCACCAGCGGAGUUCAGAGCUACAACAUCGGCUGGGUCAGCAAAGCCAGCGCAAACCAGCGUUCCGGUCGUGCUGGUCGGACAGGGCCCGGCCACUGCUACAGACUCUACUCCUCGGCCGUCUUUGAGCGAGAUUUCGCUGCCUUUUCGGACCCCGAGCUGCUGCGGAUGCCUAUAGAGGGUGUCGUCUUGCAGCUCAAGGCCAUGAACCUCCAAAACGUCGUCAACUUUCCCUUCCCCACACCGCCAGAGAGGCAGAGCUUGGCCAAGUCAGAAAAGUUGUUGACCUAUUUGUCUGCGCUUUCAACGAGCGGCCAGGUGACGCAGAUCGGCAAGACCAUGUCCGUCUUCCCCUUGUCUCCUCGUUUCGCACGCAUCCUGCUCGUCGGCCACCUCCACGACUGUCUGCCUUAUACGAUCGCCCUCGUCGCCGGGUUAUCUGCCGCCGAGGUCUUCAUUCCCGAAAACCAAGCGAUACCUACGUUGGCGGCCAACGACGAUGCAGCGGUCCGUACGAAUGCCGACGUCAUGGCAGAGGACCGUCAAGCCAACAUAAGGCGCAUGUUCAACGAUGUCCAAAAGAACUUUUGCUUCCUGGAUGACAAAUCUGACGCCAUCAAGCUGCUGCAGGUUGUUGGCGAGUUUGCGCACGAGCCGACGGAGGAGUGGUGCGAGAGUCAUUUUGUUCGCUUCAAGGUGCUCAAGGAGAUCCAACAGCUGCGCAGGCAGAUUUCGGAGCUCCUGCGGGCCAACGUGCCAGCGUUUGCAAGCCUGAAAUACCAGGACAAGCUGGAGCCGCCUUCGCCGAAACAGGUGAGCGCGCUGAAGCAGAUGGUCGCCGCCGGCUUCGUCGACCAGGUGGCACUGCGGGCAGACAUGGCGCCCAACCCACCAGAGCAUUACAGGAAGCCUCGGCGGGCCAUCGACGUGCCAUACAUCCCGCUCAUUCCUCUGCACGCCGCCGGCGCCGACAGCAGCAGCGGCCUCGUGUAUAUCCACCCUACAUCGCCGCUCGCCCACCUCAGCACGCAGGAGUGUCCCGAGUACGUGGUGUACUCGUACCUUCAGCGUGCCACGCCGUCGGGUCUAGACCCGCAGAAGACUCCCAAGACAAGGAUGCACUCGCUGACGGACGUGACGGGUGGCCAACUUUCCGGUCUAGCCAAGGGUACGCCACUGAUUAGUUACGGCAAGCCGAUUAAGGAGGUCAAGGCUGCGUCGGCAGUUGAUGGUGGCACAACACGGGAGUGCUGGGUGGUGCCAUAUCUCAGGGCUGAGAGCACGGGGGGUCAAGGCUGGCCGUUGCCAGCCAAGAAGGUCAAGCAGAUCAAAGUGCCCGGCAAGGGCUGGGUGGUGGAAUGA